This is a messenger RNA of Plectropomus leopardus (leopard coralgrouper), 717 nucleotides long. The record is from RefSeq and is a predicted model, not a curated record. NCBI's taxonomy places the organism in Eukaryota, Metazoa, Chordata, Actinopteri, Perciformes, Serranidae.
CCACGCCAUCUGAGUUUGGCAAAGUGUGUGACGCCUACACUUUCCAGUGUGCCAACGGAGUGUGUGUGAGCCUGGAGUGGAAGUGUGACGGCAUGGACGACUGUGGGGAUUACUCUGACGAAGCCAACUGCGCCGCUCCCACCGAGGUCCCCGGCUGCUCCAGGUACUUCCAGUAUGAGUGCAAAAAUGGACGCUGCAUCCCAACGUGGUGGAAGUGUGAUGGAGAGAACGACUGCGGGGACUGGUCUGAUGAGGCCCAGUGUACAGGUGGUGUUACUCCUCACACUGUGGCCCCGGGGCCCUCAACUUGUGCCCCCAACCGCUUCCACUGUGGCUCCGGAGCUUGCAUCAUCAACACGUGGGUGUGUGACGGCUACGCUGACUGUCCCGACGGCAGCGAUGAGCUGGGAUGUCCCACAGUUAACGGCUCUGCGACGAUGGCUCCAGCGCCCACCCAGGCCCCGCCCUCCCCCGCACGCUGCAGCCGCGGUCAGUUCCUGUGUCGCCGACCCCCCCACUGCAUCCCCGACUGGCAGCGCUGUGACGGCCAGAUCAACUGCCAGGACCGCUCCGACGAAGCCCACUGCCCCACUCGCGGGCCGCUGUUCUGUGUCAACGGGACUCGCUGCUCUGACGGUGAAGCCUGCGUGCUGGACAGCGAGCGCUGCGACGGCUUCCUGGACUGCUCCGACCACAGCGACGAGGACGACUGCACCC